CUUUACAAUUCAUUUUCCAAAUAGUUUUAUGCUAUUCACGAUCUUUAUAAAAAGGAACUCCACCUUGAUCAACCUAUAAAGCACGCUGGUUGAAAAAGAGAGAGCCGUGUUGAACAAUUAUUUGUAGGUAAUGGAGGGAAGAAAAAGGUAUUUGUUUCUAUCUCCAUAAAGCAAACCCACCACCCUUACACAUUUAACAUACCUUUCCUCCUCCUUUAAACUCACUCUCUUCUUUCUCACCAAGUUUGGCAUCCCCCCCUUCAUCUCCUUCUUCGCUAAGAAAUUUGGUCCCUUUUCCCUCAACCCUCCCUACUACAUAUUGGGAAAGACAACCAUUGUCCUCUCCUCAUACAUAGCUCAAGAAGAGAAAAUUAAUCCCUCUGAGACAGACUAAUCAAACACCUAGAGAUACAAAACACAAAAAGACAGAGACUCAAAAGAGAGAGAACAGCAAGAUAGUGAACGAGAUGGGUGCUGACUGGGGACCGGUGGUGGUGGCGGUGGUUCUCUUCAUCCUACUCUCGCCGGGGCUGCUAUUCCAAUUGCCAGCACGAACCAGAGUGAUGGAGUUUGGAAACAUGAACACAAGUGGGAUUGCUAUUCUUGUUCAUGCUGUCAUUUACUUUUGCAUAAUCACCAUUUUGGUCAUUGCAAUUGGUAUUCACAUACAUAUCAACUAAUCCAGUAUCUUUCCCAUAAAACUGGGUUUGACUUUACCUUUUUUUUUUUUUUUUUUUUUUUGGUUAUUCACAUAUUUUCAUUAUUUUUCCCCCUCAAAUCAAAUUGACUCCUUGUUCUAA
This is a messenger RNA of Ziziphus jujuba (common jujube), 800 nucleotides long. RefSeq lists its product as uncharacterized. Lineage: Eukaryota; Viridiplantae; Streptophyta; Magnoliopsida; Rosales; Rhamnaceae. Bases 468 to 680 code for a protein of 70 amino acids. The record is from RefSeq and is a predicted model, not a curated record. The transcript has a single exon.